AUGCGAAUCAAGAUGAGGCGGUCUCAGACUCCGCGGACCUAUAUGUCUUUUAUUCUGCUUGUUUGUCUCUGCGUACAAUGGCUCCCGGUUCUCGCUCUACCAUCCUCGGGCAAUUUCACAUCCACACCCACACGCUAUCAUCAUCGUCAUUAUCACCACUACCACCACCACCAUCGGCUGGAAAAACGUGUCCUCAGCCCACCUCUUCCCACGACAGAGUACGCAAAGACAAAGAUGAAGCCUGGAAGGCCGCAUAAGGAUAAAGCUAUAUUUUAUACAGCACAAACCCUAUUCUCGGGGCUUCACCUCAUUCAACGAUUUAAUGGCCAGGGGAUUUCUGACACUGACAAUGGCGAGAAAGUGAUGGACAUGGAGGGUGGCCCUUUUGCAGAAUCAACUAAGUUAUUUCUCAAUAACAAAGAUACCUGGAACGAUGAUGAGAAGGAUAUCGCUGUAGGCCAAGUGUCACGAGCAUUUGCUGAGCGUGCAAAAGGCAUUGUGCGAGUGGUAUUUCCAGAGGACUAUUCGCCUCAUAUCAGGCCCAACACCUGGACUGAAUACGAAUGGCCUGCGCUUCAAGAAAACCCGGACGUGACCAAGGUCCUUGCUUGGUGGGUGAAGAAAGGCGGAGACGAACCCAUGGGUGACGGCACGGAAAUCUGGCCGUGUGAUAUGACUACCGACCCUGGACGACAGCCGUUUUAG
Trichophyton benhamiae CBS 112371 is the source of this 705-nucleotide messenger RNA. RefSeq lists its product as uncharacterized. The coding region runs from base 1 to 705 and encodes 234 amino acids. The transcript has a single exon. The record is from RefSeq and is a predicted model, not a curated record. NCBI's taxonomy places the organism in Eukaryota, Fungi, Ascomycota, Eurotiomycetes, Onygenales, Arthrodermataceae.